Penicillium cosmopolitanum is the source of this 879-nucleotide messenger RNA. RefSeq names its product phosphoadenylyl-sulfate reductase (thioredoxin) (gene met16). Gene Ontology annotation, molecular function: phosphoadenylyl-sulfate reductase (thioredoxin) activity. Gene Ontology annotation, cellular component: cytoplasm. The record is from RefSeq and is a predicted model, not a curated record. The coding region runs from base 1 to 879 and encodes 292 amino acids. The transcript has 3 exons. NCBI's taxonomy places the organism in Eukaryota, Fungi, Ascomycota, Eurotiomycetes, Eurotiales, Aspergillaceae.
AUGCCGGCCAAGACGCCCCUCGGUUACCCCUCUGACCUUGAGGGUAUUGACUCAAGAGACAACUGCACCGAGUCUGGAUAUGUUAGCGGUGGUUCAUCUGAAGAAUAUAUCCCCGAGAUUGUCUUCACUAAGCCCCAUCUUCAAUUCCUUAACCGUCAGCUUCAGUUCCUCGAACCUCAAGGUAUAUAUCUUGAGAUGGUCUCUGUCACCCUUGAUAUGCUGUCGAAGCUGGAGGUACCCCGCCCCCAGAUGGUCGACCUGAUCUUCCUCGACACCCUGUACCAUUUCAAGGAGACCCAUGAGCUCGUGGACCGUAUCCGCAAGCGUUACCCCAACAACAAUGUUCAUGUCUACAAGCCUGCUGGGGCCGAGACCACUGCCGAAUUCGAAACUAAGUAUGGCUCUCGUCUUUGGGAAGCCGAUGACCAGCUUUAUGACUGGGUUGCCAAGGUCGAGCCCGCUCAACGUGCCUACCGUGAGAUGAAUGUCCACGCCGUCCUGACUGGCCGCCGUCGCAGCCAAGGUGGCAAGCGUGGUGACCUUGAUGUCAUCGAAGUUGACGAGGCCGGCCUCAUCAAGAUCAACCCCAUGGCCAACUGGUCCUUCGACCAAGUCAAGCAGUACGUGAAGGAGAACGAUGUUCCCUACAAUGCCUUGCUUGACCGUGGCUACAAGAGCAUUGGAGACUGGCACUCUACCCAACCCGUUGCCGACAACGAGGACGAGCGCUCCGGUCGCUGGAAGGGCCAGCAGAAGACCGAGUGCGGUAUCCACAACCCUCGAUCCAAGUACGCCCAGUAUCUGAUGGAGAUGGAACUCAAGCGUCAAGAGGAGGCUCUCACUCAGGCUCUGCAGAACCAACUUACUGCUGCCCAGUGA